Molecule: messenger RNA, 1488 nt
Organism: Aquila chrysaetos chrysaetos
Lineage: Eukaryota; Metazoa; Chordata; Aves; Accipitriformes; Accipitridae
Product: claudin-4-like
Exons: 2
Coding region: 432-1259 (275 amino acids)
Biological process (GO): cell adhesion; bicellular tight junction assembly
Cellular component (GO): plasma membrane; bicellular tight junction
Molecular function (GO): structural molecule activity
Source: RefSeq, a predicted model, not a curated record
CUCAGUGUGCUCAGGGCAUCCCAACCCCGAUGGCUUCAGAUCAGCUUCUCUGGGGCUUUGCUGCAGCACCCUGCUUCCUCCGAGCAUUGCCUGCGGGGGCACCCCCAUUGCACCACUCGCAUCCCCCUUCCUGAGCCGUGGCUGUCGUCUCCCCCAUCCCUUUGACAAACACCUCGUCAGCACUUGGGCAUAUUUUCUCUGUUCAGAGAUGCUUUUUGCUCAGCAAAUUGGGCAGGGCUUUUAUUUUCAGAGCGACUUCAGGCCGAAGGUCCCAUUUCUCGCAGCAGCACUUGCUGCCUGGCGGCUGUGUCCCUCUGGGGACCCCACAGCUCCCGGCACACAGCUCCUCUCCUGCCGAGCCGAUAAGACUUUGCUUUCCCCUAGUGGGAAACAACCUGACUCUGCAUAUUUGAGCCUGUCGCGGGGGUUUUAUGUUGGGCAAGUACUUUUUUUGGGAACAUUUAGUCUCUGGGCUGCCGGUAAAUAAUCCCCGGCCGCUGGAAGGGAGAGGCUGCCCAGCUCCGUGCCGGCUGAGCAGAAGGGCUGGUGCUGUGCCUUUCUCGGUGGAUGUGAAGCCGGAGAUCCCAGUGGAUCACCGCUUGCCGGUGCUGUUGAUGGCAACGAUGACGAUGCAGCUGGGUGGGCUGAUGCUGGCCGUGCUGGGCUGGCUGGGCUCCAUCCUCACCUGCGCGCUGCCCAUGUGGAAGGUGACAGCCUUCAUUGGCUCCAACAUUGUGGUGGCCCAGGUCUUCUGGGAAGGGCUGUGGAUGAACUGUGUGUACGAGAGCACAGGGCAGAUGCAGUGCAAGGUCUACGACUCCCUGCUGGAGCUCACCUCCGACCUGCAAGCAGCUCGUGCCUUGGUGGUCACCUCCAUCUUCGUGGCCUUCUUCGCCUUCCUCACCGCCAUCUCAGGUGCAGACUGCACCCGUUGCGUGGAUGACAAAAGCACAAAGACCAGGAUCUCCAUAGUGGCAGGUGCCAUUUUCGUCCUGGCCAGCAUCAUGCUGCUCAUCCCCGUCUCCUGGUCUGCUAACAGCAUUGUCAGCAACUUCUACAACCCCAUGGUGCCCGAGGCCCUCAAGAGAGAGUUGGGGGCUGCCCUCUACAUCGGCUGGGCCUCUAGUGCCCUCCAGCUCUUUGGCGGGGGCAUCCUGUGCUGCUCCGGACCCCUGUCCCAGCAGGACCCCUACCCCAAGAAGUACAGAGCGGUGAAAACCUGCAGUCCGAUGGGCUACCCCAUGAAAGACUAUGUGUGAGCCACUGCGCCCGGGUGCCAGCCCAACAGAGAGCACCACCGUCCCCAUCCUGCCUCCAUGUGCCACCACCCCCCUCCCUGCCCACAUGCUGCCUCCUCCUGCCCAUCCCCAUGCUGGCCGCACCGCCAGCACAGUCCUCCCACGUGUGCCCUUCCCCGGUGUGCAGGGGCUGUGCUCACGAUGGACUAUAAACAUCUCAGUGCCACCAAGACUGCCUGGGCUCAUUUUG